CUUGUCCUUUUUUUUUUCCAGAACCGAAAAGGCCGCCGCCGGAGAAGGAGCAGACCGGCGAAGCAUCUCCUCCUGCUCCCCCCACCCGACGACGACGGCCAACGCCUCCAAGCCUUACUGCAACACCAAGAACCCCCACCGCCCACCCAUGCCGUGCUCGCUCCUCUCUCCGAACCCUCACCCGCGGACAUGACCGCCGGCGAUGGAGGAUCCGAGCCCGUCGUCCGCCGCCCCUGAGCCUCCCCUUCCCCCGCCGGAGGAAGGGGACGGAUGGGUGUUCCUGCCUCCCAGCGAGGUCGAGGGCGUCGACGAUCCCAAGGUCAUCCACUGGGAGGACCUGCAGCAGGAGCUCGCGCGCCUCUGGAGCCUCUCCGCCGCGCUCCAGGCCGCCAGGGACCGCAAGGCGCAUCUCGCCGCGCGUCUCGAGUCCGCCAUAGAGGCUAGACAGGGGUUUCUCCAGCAGGAUAAUGAAUUGGCUGAAAUGAGGCAGAGACUGCAAGAGCAUAUCGAUCAUCUGGCAAAUUUGAAGAUGCACACAAAGAAAAUCUCGGAGGAUGCAGAGGAUCAAAGGGCACAGCUUUGCAUCAGCAUCAGAACAUUGUCCGUGGGAAGCAAAAAUAUUGGUGCAGCACGCAGUAAUCUGGAGGAGGCUAAUAAGUUGCUGUCAGGGGAAAAUGGCCGUGGGCGCCUUAAAGAUAUGGAACAGAAGUUACGGAUGAGGCAGCAAUAUAUGAUAACACAAGUUGCUCAGAUAUAUCCUGUGAGGCCUUUAGAUGAACAAUCUCCAGAUCACAAGCCUGGAUUUACCACCAACAUCACCAAAACAAGAAAUGCUGGAUCAGGGUUUCAAAAUGGCUCCCAAAACAGACCUUUAGCCAUCUUUGGUUUACAGUUAUCAAAGCUUUCUGUGAAAAAGACCGGCUACUUCAGUGACAAGACAGAGUUUCAGAAAUCAUCUACUGUUCUGGGAUAUGCUGCACAUGUAGUCUCCCUCAUUGCAUCAUAUCUCAACAUUCCUCUUCGAUAUCCGUUGCGCUUUGGAGGUUCACAGUCAUAUGUUCUUGAUCAUGCACCUGCAGUAGAGCCAUCAUCUAUAACUUCAGUUGUGAGUUCUGUACAUCCAAGCACAAGCAUGAGGACGAUGGAAUUCCCUCUGUUUUUUGAUGGCCAGGAGACAACAAGAUCGGCAUAUGCAAUAUUCUUAUUAAACAAGGAUAUUGAACAACUUUUGAAUUACAUCGGCGCUGAAAGUCUUGGCCCGAGACAUGUAUUAUCUAACCUCAAGCAGCUGACAACGAUCGUCCAGUCGCAACAAUACAUUUCUAGUUGAUGGAUUUGACCCCAAAACUUUUUUGGAGUUCCGAGUGUGGUUAGUGCAGAUAUGGAUUGGUGCUAUUUUUACAGGCACGAUUCCUUUCUCAUGGCACAGAAGACUCCAUGUUUCUGCUGAUGUGUUCAUGUAAACAAGUAAAUGAACUUGCUGGUGUAAAAUGUAAUCACUGCCAAGUGUAUAGGGAAGAUGUGGAUUAUAGAUGAGAUGCUAACUAUCAGGUCAAGUUGCUUCUUCCUUCAAGAAUUGUGUGUUUCCCCUUAGCGCUGGCAUUUUGUUGUUGUUCUUACAUACACUAUGACCACCUCUAUUCACGGACCUGAUGUCUUCCUCUGCGGGGCUUCUGUUAACUGCACUUUUUGUUGGAGCCAUGGUGAACAAGCGUUUCAUGCUUGCACGAUUGGAGAAGAAACAUAGGAGAAUGUUGCUAUUGAGGCUAAGUAGAGAAGAAAUCUGAAAGUCAAGCCAUCCUCAUGAGAAAGAGAGUUUCUGAUGGGGUCAGCGUGCUGAAGAAAAUGCUAUAUCCUGUGUCAGGCUAUUCUGUUCUGUGGAAAAACUUGUACAUGUGUUGAGGCCGACGUCAUUAUAGAAAGAGAAGCUUGUCAAUGUAAUCUGGGAGAAGGUCGAGCUGCAAGGACUUGAGAGCACCAAUACUGAAGCCAAAACACCAGUAUCUGGAUGUCCAGUUGAACUUAUGAGCUCAUUCUGGCAGCAGGUCCGACUCUGAAUCUGAUCUUGCUGAGUUCUCCUGAUGGAUGCAUCAAGACUUACGUUAUCAUGAGAAGCUCAGCCAUGGCGACUGACUGCGACUGACUGCGAGCCCAGGAAGCUCAGCCAUGGCGGCCGUGCCCCGAGGUGGCCGUUGCUCGCCUUCAGCUGGCCUUCUCCAUCCGCGCCCAGAACAACGGAGAAGGACGGCAUCAAUGAGGGAGGGGGACGAGUCCGUCCGCUCGUUUUCGCCUGCGGGAUCGACCCUAAAUAGAAGACUUAUAUGUUUCAACUAUUAAACCUAUACUGAAAACAAAUGAACUUAAAUAUGUGCUCA
Molecule: messenger RNA, 2375 nt
Organism: Setaria italica (foxtail millet)
Lineage: Eukaryota; Viridiplantae; Streptophyta; Magnoliopsida; Poales; Poaceae
Exons: 7
Coding region: 203-1330 (375 amino acids)
Biological process (GO): SNARE complex assembly
Cellular component (GO): lytic vacuole; endosome
Molecular function (GO): SNARE binding
Source: RefSeq, a predicted model, not a curated record